AUGAUAUUGUGGCUUACCCAUAGGCGCGCCGAUAAGACUCGACCGCAUACGGAUUAUGAGUACAAUGAUGGAAGACGCUCCCCUCGAGAUCGAUCUCCUAUAGAUCGGUCACCAAGACGAUACCUCGACUCCCGCGACUCGGAUACUUACAGAGGUGCUGGGCGAGGUGGAGAAAGACGUCGAUCACCAUCGAAUUCAAGAGCGAAUGCUGCUUCCUUCAACCACAACCAAAAUCGAGAACUUUUUGGGGAUAGGCAUAUACCUCCGCGAGACCAAAACCAGAAUUUGAACCGAGAUACAAAUCGAGAUACAAAACGAGACUUAAACCGAGAUACAAACCGAGAUACAAAUCGAGAUACAAAUCGAGAUACAAAUCGAGAUACAAAUCGAGAUUCAAACCGAGAUUCAUCCCUGCGCGAUCCUCCUCGUGGACCAAGGGCGGCUGGUUCCAAAAUUUAUAUCGAUCCCCCAAGCGGCCCUCGUGGAAACAGUUUCAGCGAUGGGUAUCGAGGCGAUUUCGGAUAUCGGGGAGAUUAUAGAGGUAGCAGAGGUCGUGGUCGCGGAAGAGCUGGCUGGCGAGAAGAGAGCAGAGAUCGCGACCGAGAUCGAGACCGAGAACGUGGCCGGGAAAUAGAUAGAGAUAGAGACUACAGAGAUCCGCGAAGGGAUAAUAGAGGACCUCUGGUCCCAUUCCGAAAUGAUCGAAGCCGUGAUCGCGAGUGGGGCGGUCGGGACAGCUUCAAAGCCAGGAGACCUUCUUCACCACUUGUUCGAGGAAGAUCCCCUAAUUAUAUCGGUAGAGAAACUCGUGAUGCGCCUUUAAGCCUGGACCUGGACCGAGCUCGAAGAGGUUCGCGAGACGGUCCAAUGGCUGUUACGUCCCCUUCCUCCGAAUCAUCUCAGCCGUUUGUGCACGGCUACGGUAGGGCUAGAGGAAACGGAGUAGGACGUGGACGCGGUCGACCCUAUUAUGAUGAACACUACCAUCGACCUCAAGUCCGUAGUAGAUCUCCCGAGCCAAACUUUCCUCGCAGAACUCAACCUUCAGCUACCCCCCCUCCCCAAGUGCCCGCAUUCGGAUCAACUGGAACAUCUGCCUCGGUCAGUCAAAGUCCCAUUCCAGGUAUAUCGGUCCCAACCGCGCCCCGUUUUCAUGCAGGCCGAGGGGCUCCAAGCAAUCACUACGUACCAGCAAAGCCUAUUAUUCCACAGCCGAUUGAGAAUCCAGCCUUGGAGCUCAGAUCGGAAGCACAAAUUAUUGCAACACCCGAACAUAAAUUUGAUGAAACAGCACGUGUCAAUGAAACACGUCGCCAGCGCAAACCCCUUUUUGGUAGACGGCCACCCCAGAUACCGAUUCGUGACGACUAUUCCGAUUCGGAUUUAGAUCCCUUCAAUGAUGAUGACCCGGAGGAUGAGAUCAAUUUCGAGAGUGAAUUGGCGCAGGUUCAACGUGACAUGGACAUUGCUCAUAGUAGGUCUGACCCACCUACCGUUGACCAGGUUUUCUAUAUGAAGUCAUAUAUAAACCAUCCUCUAGUCGCAGAGGGUGCACGAGACGGUUCCGAUGCGAUUGCCGAGUGCAUUGUUCCCAAUUUCGAAACUGUUGAGCCUGGAAUGAAGAUGCAGGGCGCAAUAAAGUCUGAGCCCGACCCCGAACUUUCCUUCGAACCUGAACAAGGGCACGACGCAGUGCUGCGCGAAAUGCCACCUUCCGGAACCAUUAUACGUGAAGACUUUCAUGAUUCAGUUUUAGCACCUCCAUCGUCUACCAUGGCGAUGACCAUUAGUGGUGGGGAAGACGAGCAAUCUCAAGGGCCCAAUCACCAGUCGCAAGUAGCUGACGAUGGGAAAUUACGUAUGCCCUUGGGAGAAUCCCCACUGCCAACAGUUCUACCUGUUACAUCCUUGGGUGUUCUCAAUGAAACAGUAAUGUAUUCCACAUCAUUGCCUCUUGACAGGAGUCGAUCGCCUUCGGAAGGAGAGCCUCGCAUUCCGACCAGAUUGGCGGACACUGUUGGUUAUGCGCCACCUCAUCACACGAUGAUAAGAACCGCUUCAAUGCCUCUGCAAAUAAAUUUCAUCGACGAGGAUACUUCCAAAGUUGAUGCGUUCAAAGACUCUUCACCCUAUGCCGAUCCAUCUGCCACCAUUGAGUCUACAGAUAAUCAAUCUUCCACGACUGCAUCGUCAUUGUUACCAAGCACUGAUCUGGAAACCAACGAUCCCACUAGCUUGGAAACUCGACCUCAUGUGGCGGGAUUUUCGAGUUCGGAGAGACCAGCGCAGUCACUGGAAGAUCAUUCAAAGUUUAUUUUGGAUCCGGAGAGAAGAAAUGUAGACUCUUUCACGGAGAUACCUCUUUCUGUUUCGGAAGAAGCAUUCGGGUUUGAAGCGGAGAAGGACAUCAAUCUGAUAUCCUCAAUAGACUCUAUCGACACUGAGAUUCGGCCGGAUGCUCACACACCUGAAGAUGACUCAAUGAUUAGCCCAAAGACUAAAGUUCCCAUUCAAACAUCAAUGCUUGAAGUUACAAGUGGUGAUCAUCCAAUGGAAGGUGUCGUCUCAGGGGCACCGGAAAGAGAUGGACCUAUCAACUUGAAUAUUGUUGAUGUUAAAUUUGACGAACCCGAAGGGGAGACCUACCGCGAUCGAGGUAAACUAGAUGGAGCGUAUGACUCUCCUGCACCGCAUACAUUGUCACGAGUACCACAAGCACCAGAACUCACGAUGGGAGUGCCCGAGGAUAGUGAUGACGACGAAGAUGAGGCCGAACAAGCCGGGUUUCAACUUCUACGUCAGAAACUCGUCCAGCAAGAAGCUGCCCUUGAAGAGGACCGCCAGUUCAAAAUCCUUGAGUCUGUUAGACACCCCAGAGAUACAAAGACACCUCCUCCAGAAUCUUUACCGAUGUUCAACUAUAACAAAUGGGACGAGAAUCCAGAGUUUUUGAGCUACCUUGAACUUGGACCCCAUACUGAUUCCGGUCUGACGAGCUUAAUCGAGAAAAAGAUGGCGCGGAGAUGGAGGGAGCAACAAGAACAGGGGAAGUUGUGGUCAGAGAGUUAUGCCAAAUACCGCAGAUUUACUGAUAAAGAUGGUGGUCCAGUUGCUUCUCAAAGCAGAUUGGCCUUCACUAAAGCCCGGGAUAAAGAGAGCGAGGAAUUGGUCGAAAGAGGCAAGUCGGCAACUGGUUUAGAGCUCAAAGCAGAGGGCCAGCGGCGUACUGGGAGUAGGUUUGCGACGGAUCAAGAGUUCGAGCGUGUGCUUCGCGAAUCUGAACGUGAAGCCAAAGAAUCGAAAGAGCAGCAAGAACAGGACGCCAGGGAACAGAAUGCAAAUUCCAAGGAAGCGACCAUUCCAGACAUGUGUUGGGAUGAAGAGUAUCAAGAAACUCUGUUUGUGGAUACCACGCACAAGAUUCCCUUUGAUCGAUCAUUUCGUAUGCUUGAGUUUGGCGAAUCCAUCGAUAAUUUCACAGAAGAAGAGGCUCAGAUUUUCCACUUGAAGUAUCACAGUUUCGCCAAGCAAUUUUCCAUCAUCGCACAAUCUCUUCCGCAUCGUGACUACCAGGCAUGCAUUCAGCACUAUUAUAUUGUUAAAACAACAGAUGCGUGGAAAUCAACCUUUAAAUUGAAGAAGAACCAAGUUAAACCCGGUAGGAGAAGAGGAGCAAAAAAAUCUAGCGCCCUCAUUACCAACGUUGAGAAUGGGGGCGGCAACGAAAUCGAAGCUAUACCAGAUGUCGAGAGUGGAAAUGAGCGACGUCGACCCAGGCGAGCUGCUGCCCCAACUUGGAAUUUUGAAGCACCGCCACCCACCGAGAACGAAGGUGCUAGUCCAGCUCCAACCCCGGCAAAGAAAGUUGCUACCCCGAAAGGAGACGCAAAUGGUGAAUCAGCUCAAACCAAACGAAAAGCCAAAGCUCCUCGAGAAAAGGCUCUGAAGCAACCCAAGGCUAGUCAAUUGUUGGCAGCUGCUCCCUCCCUUGCUAAUCGUAACGGCGAAUCACCAAAUCCUCCUUCCUCGACCGUUGCACCCGAACCCCCCGCACCCAUCAGGCCCCCUGUUGCUCCUACUCGUUUUGCUACACAUCAUGAUAAUCUUGGUCUUCAUCAACGUCCAACAUUCCCACCUCAAUUCAUGCCACUCGAGAGACUUACAAUGGCUAAUCUAGAAGUGCCACUUACACCCGAGCGCAUCGGCUCUGCCCCUCCAACAGGUGUCGAGUCUCAACCGGAUCGUCGUUCUGCCGUUCAACAACAAACCUCUAGCUAUUGGAGUGUCCCAGAAGUGACCGACUUUCCUGGACUACUACGACACUUUGGUACGGAUUGGUUUGCAACUGCAAAACAUAUGGGGACAAAAACGCAUACCAUGGUAUAUAAUGAAAUUUUUUCCGAGUGGCUUCAGAUGUCAAAUGGCCAAGAUGGCCCCAAGCGUCACGCUAACAUUGCUGAACAGGUCAAGAACUAUUAUCAGCGCUCGGUUGAUUCUGGAAGUAAAAAAGAAUGGGAGAACAUCACUCGAGACGCUGAUUCGAGACGUGAAAGAGGUGAAUCCACUGGCCCGCCACCGACUCCUUCUGCCCCAACAAAACGACGUUACGAUCCCACGCCCGCACCCCUGUCCAGAUCAGCAUCUGCUAUGGAUCUCGCUACAUUAUCUGCAAACGAACCUAUGAUUCUCUCCCUAACCUCCCCUGCUCAACCCUCGUUGAGUGCCAGAUUCCCAGCCUUGGCUCAAGCUGGACCGGUGCCUCAAUCAAUGAAUCAGACAAUAACUCCUAGUUCCUUACCGCCGUCUAAACGUUCGCAUCAUCAAGCUAACCAACAGAGCGUGUCUCAGAUACCACCAGCACUACCACCACCACCCCCACCAUCAUCACAACAACAACAAGAGCAACAUCAUCAUCAUCUUAAUCAGUACCAAUAUCAGGUCCAGCAUCCACAUCACCUUCAACACCAACAUCAACUUCAACAUCAUUACAUAACACAGCAACAAGAACAAGAACUGGAAACAGCACAAAAACCACCACCACAACCAAUCUCUCAAUCACAAUCACAAUUAAUGCAAAGCCAACAAGUUAGACAAUCGAGGGGCCCUUCUAUGGGAUUCUUCGCGACUGACAAUCAACGCUCCACCAUGCAGAAUGCUCUUUCUCAGCAAUCUCAAAAUGCUUCGCCAAUUUCAGAUUCGGCCGCCGCCGCUGCUUCUCAACGAUCGGCUCGGGUCGCUGAAGAAGCCGAAUCGGAGAGGCAGAAGGCUAUCCAGCAGGAGUCAAGGCGAAUAGGACAACAACAACUACAGGCACUGCAACAGCAGGCUCUACAACAGCAACAAGCGCAUCAACAAAGAGUAGAGCGUGAGCAGCAACAGAGAGAGAGAGACAUAAGAGAAAUGGAGAUUCGUGCCAAUGAACAGCAGCAGCAAAGAGAGAAAGAGAAAGAGCGAGAGAAAGAAGAACGAAUCUCAAAGAAAAGAAAUGAGCGGGAUCGUGAACAACUAGAUCAGAAAGGCGAACAACGAGAACAGAAAGGCGAACGACGAGAACAGCAAGAUCGAAAAGAAAAGCGAGAACGAAAUCUUCAGUUGAAGCAAGAGGAGAUCGAAGUCCGAACCCCACAGCAGUAUGAUCUAUACUUUACGCCCUCUGGCCGUACAGGAUCAAUGGCACCUUUGAGACCUGAGGCUCCAUAUUCGGCAGUCCCUCCGACGGAAGUUCGAAGGCAGGCUCCACGUCCAGCUCCACACCAACAAUACACACCGCGAAACCAAGUAGUUAGAAGUUUGCUCAGUGAUGGUAUGGGUGUUUCUCAAAACAUGAUUCAAUCUCCCUCUCCAGCCUUCGGCAGACCUACCAUUAGUACCCCGCCCAUUCAAGAACAGUAUUCGACACCCCCGCCUCCACCAGCGGGUGUUAGUGCCAUCCGCCAGCAAGACACACCAAGAAAGACUUCCAACAUCAUGUCAUUGUUGAACGAUGAAUCUAGUGAGCCUACUAGCAAUGCUCUACCGGUACUACGACCUCCAGUACAACCACAACCACAACCUCAACCACAACCACAACCUCAAUCACAAUCACAACUUAAGAGAGGUGGUGGUACCACAAUAGUUCCCGUGCAAGGUACUCGAACCCCACCACCUACCCAACAUCCAUUACAGACAUCGCGUUAUUCAUCACACCCAUCACAGUCUUUACAACAACCGCAACAGAUGUCUCAACAGAUGCAACAAACCCAACAAAUACAACAGAUACAGCAGGUUCCACAUCAGAUAUCUUCUCAGACAAAUUCACAACACGGAUAUUCACAAGCACCUUCCCAAUCUAUGCAUCAACAUUCGUCUUCGUUGGGUCGCAGUUACACGCCAGCGAUUUACGAAGGCCGAGGUGAUGUGCCCCCACCAGCUGCACAGCAUCACCCGACGAUGUAUUCUCAGCCUUCUCGUCAAGCAAUUAGUUCGCAGUCAUCAUCCAUUCGUCGAGAGCCUCUAAACGAAUUGAAUGCUCCUGGUGGAUAUACGCGAAGUCCAGUCACAAAACUUAAUGAGUCGCCCUAUUCUGCUACUCCUCCAGCCAGUCAACAACGUGGGCCAAUGUCUUCUCCUAACAAUUUGACUCAAGCUUCUGAUCGUGAAAUCUAUAAUCGUCAAUUGCAGUUCGCUGUGCCGCCGCAGCCAAAUACAGCGGUAGACUUCCAUGCCGGGCAUCAUCGAUCAAUGACUUUUGGGCAAAGUGGACACCGAACUCCGCCGACACGCGGCCAAUGGGUCUCAACUCAUCAUGUGCAAGCACGACAAAACAGCUUUGAUGGGCGAAAUUAUAAUGCCGUUUCAUCUGCGUCAGCUCCAGCACAGCAAAGUUAUGCCCAGCCACCUUCUCAUCAUAUGCAGUAUCAGCAACAGCAACCUCAAGAGCGUUUUGAUCAUCACUAUGAGAGAGAGCCGGAGCGAGAGAGGCAAGAGAGACAAGAAAGGCAUGAUAGGGAACAGUAUUACCGAAUUCAUGAGGAUCAACGAGAUCUAAGGCGGUAA
Messenger RNA from Sclerotinia borealis F-4128, 7035 nucleotides. The record is from the annotation of a GenBank genome assembly. NCBI's taxonomy places the organism in Eukaryota, Fungi, Ascomycota, Leotiomycetes, Helotiales, Sclerotiniaceae.